This is a messenger RNA of Hepatospora eriocheir, 225 nucleotides long. The record is from the annotation of a GenBank genome assembly. Lineage: Eukaryota; Fungi; Microsporidia; Hepatosporidae.
AUGAGUAGUGAGAUAGGUUUAAUAAUAAAAGUUUAUAAAGAUUUAACCAGGUACAUAAUAGCAGUGAUGUAUUCAAGUGAAGUUGUAUUGUAUGUACAAAAUUUCAAUAGUAGUGAAAUAAUGCCAUGUUAUACAAUAACAGGUAAUUUUACUUACAUAACAUGGGAUGAAGAAGUACCUCUUUUGUAUGUUAGUGAUAAUUAUAAGACGUACUUGUAUACCUAA